Molecule: messenger RNA, 2022 nt
Organism: Drosophila montana
Lineage: Eukaryota; Metazoa; Arthropoda; Insecta; Diptera; Drosophilidae
Product: bromodomain-containing protein DDB_G0280777-like
Exons: 3
Coding region: 153-1859 (568 amino acids)
Source: RefSeq, a predicted model, not a curated record
UAAACUUUCAGGUGUUCGGACACACGUAGUUUUUAUAUUACCAGCAUACUUUAGUUUUCUUUCUUUCUUUCGGCUGAAUAUUAACCUGUACCAAUUUCAUAAAACCAAAUUAAUAAGUUCUUCUAAAUAUUAUUAACGACAAAUUUGAGAAAAUGGCUUUUUUAAGAAAUAAGCCAUCUUUGAUAAACCAAUUUAUUUCGAUUAGGACAUGCACUCUUAACAUGUUUUGGUAUCGUAAUAAGUCAUUCCGCCAAAUAUUACCAAAAUUUCCAUAUCCAAAUGCUGAAUCAAUACCCCGGCAUCAAUUAGUGAAGCCUCGACCUCCGCCAAUUUAUCCGGAUACUCUGGCGAACAUUGUGACCAGUAAAAUUGUAAAGCCCCUAUCAACAAAGCCGUUGCCAACGCCCAAAGUAUAUGUUGAAUUUUUACGUGAUGACGAUAUGGAUGACGAGGACGAGGCAAUCGUAAAGUGGAUAAAGACUAAAAAUCCAGCGGUCUUGAAACAGGUGUCGAAGCUGAUCCCGGAUAUUAAAGAAGCAGCCAAGCCCUCGAUGACAAUUUCAGAGAUUCCCGCAGCAAGCUCCAGCGCCAAGUGCAGGCCAGAAAUUAAAGCAGCUAGCAGCACAAUAUGCCUCGGAGGCAGCAGCAGCAUCAACAGCAACAAAAACAACAACAACAACAACAACAACAACAACAGCAGCAGUAGCAGCAAGAGCAGCAGCAACAACAACAGCAGCAGCAACAACAACAGCAGCAGCAGCAACAACAUCAGCAGUAGCAGCAAGAGCAGCAGCACCAACAACAUCAGCAGUAGCAGCAACAACAGCAGCAAGAGCAGCAGCAGCAACAACAGCAGCAAGAGCAGCAGCAACAUUAGCAACGUUGGCAGUAGCAGCAAGAGCAGCAGCAACAUCGGCAAGAGCAGCAGCAACAUCAGCAGCAGCAGCGGUAGCAGCGGUAGCAGUAGCAGCAGCAACAGUAACAGUAACAGCUCAACCAAGAAUCCAGUUAGGUGGGAUCAGGAGCAGCAGCAGCAAUUGCAUCAAUUGCAGCAGCAGCAAUUGCAUCAAUUGCAGCAGCACCAGCAGAAUCAUCUGCUGCGGCAGCAGUAUCAGCUGCAACAGCAGCAACAGCAACAAUAUAAAUUGCAGCAACAGCAGCAUCAACCGAGGCAGCUGCACCAACAACAACAACAACAGCAGCAGCAGCAGCAGGAUGAAGAGGAUGAGGAUGAGCGCGACCACGGGCAGCAACAGCAGCAGCAGCAGCUGAAGGCGCAGGAGCAGGAGCCUCAUCAACAUUAUGUAGAGAAAGAACUACGUCAACGACGGCCAGAGGAAACGUAUUUCGAGAGGGUAUUUAAAAUUCAGCACGAAAACAUGCAGAGAAUCCAGGAGAACGACAAAAGAAUCAAGAUGCAUAUGGACAAUGUGAAAAUACAAAAGCGGAUACACAAGCUAAUGCAGUUACAACAGCAGCUCGAAGAAAUGGAGCCCAUCCCCUAUACUCCGCAUAAGCCUAGAAACUAUCAGUUUGCUCACACUAGGAAUGAUCGAAUAGGUUCGCAGUACAUCGAUGAGCUGCGCCCGAUGAGCACAGCCAGCUAUACACAUCCCGUAUAUUGUGCGCGCUUCAAGCAUACACUAUCCGAUUUUGAGCCAUAUACCCCAGCGCACGCGGACUCCGACAAUGGGGAUAUGAUUGCCAAGAAUUACAGCAAAUCUGUGGUCGACGUACGUCGGAAUAGAGAUGUCCAUCAAGAGCUAAACUCGGCUGUUAGAGAAACGAACAGGGAGUCUGCCAUGUAUAAAUUAUGUAAAGGACUCUUGGAGGUCAGAAAUAAGAGUACCAAGUAUUAAUGGCACUCUACCCCCGACUAGCGAUUUUAUAUGUCUCGUCUAUGUCUUUGAACCAUUCUGUUAACACGCUUUUAUGUUAUAAGAUACUACGUAAACACACAAACUACAUUCCAAGAAAAUACUCGUGUAAUUCCAAACUAUUAAAAUGGCUAACAGCUCGUAA